AUGUUUGAAAGCGUCUCAGCACCGUGGAUCCGACGAGGAAGAAUCAGCGAAGAUCAGGACAGCAAACUAAGCGCCAGCGAGUGCAUGUUAAAUCGUAUUAUGGCCCUUCCGCUGCACUGGCCCCGUGCCAGUUCUGCGAUGCUGAUCUUCAUUGUUUGUUCUUGUGGCGAUGAUCGAAUGAAAUGCUUUCCAGCGUCCUUAAUGGCCACUGUCGAAUAUCUUCGAGUAAUGGUACCUUCUCUGCUCCAAAUUCAGCAGCUGCCUGAUAUAAUGUCUAUUGCUGGAAAGUCUUCUGGUUCCAGUUUGGGCACCUUAUUGUAA
Messenger RNA from Thelazia callipaeda (thelaziosis nematode), 321 nucleotides. The record is from the annotation of a GenBank genome assembly. NCBI's taxonomy places the organism in Eukaryota, Metazoa, Nematoda, Chromadorea, Rhabditida, Thelaziidae.